AUGGCCGACGCGAUUCGUGGUCCAGUGCUGCUCGGAAAGGCCCUCAGCGGUUUCAAUGAACUGGAGACUCGUCUAGUCGAAUCAUGGAAGAAAGCUAGUGUUGUCCUGAAAAUGAAUGGAGUUGAUGAAGUGCGUCGGCAGUAUUUGACGAAACUUCGGGAAUCGACGCCUUGCUACGGAGCUGCGUUCUUCCGGGGAUUGAUUGAGCGACCUGUAAUCAACCCACUCAACAUCAAAAAAGUUGUUCAACUUUCUGAUCAAUGGAGCUCCAGAUACAGA
Molecule: messenger RNA, 279 nt
Organism: Cooperia oncophora
Lineage: Eukaryota; Metazoa; Nematoda; Chromadorea; Rhabditida; Trichostrongylidae
Source: the annotation of a GenBank genome assembly